UCAAACAAGACAGCCUGCCUGCGACGUCUCUUACUAUUCCUCUUUAUUUAGGCCUGCCUAUUUUUUGCAGCCUUAAAAAGAGAAUUUGAUUUUUGUGUGUUUGAAAUGAUUCGUUCAUGGUUUCCUAUGGAGGCAAACAUGGACGUGCAGAAGCAGAAGAAUGCUAUGCCUAAGGCUAUGGAUUUGUCUUCUUUCUUGCUCUUUGAAGCCAGUGGUGAUUCUGAGGCUGAUCAGAAUUACCCUGAUCCCAGUUUAGCCAUGGCUGAAGAUGAUGCUCAAUCAUGUAGCUAUGAUUCAACUGAUAUUCCUGAUGCUGAUGAUGAUGAGCUACAUGAUAUUGAUGAUCAGGGUGAUUCUGUUGAUCAAGCAUAUAGUCAUGGCGAUGAUGAUGACGACGAGGACGAGGAAGAAGAAGGUGAAGAAGAAGAAUGUUCAUCAGUUUAUCAUCAAAGAUGGGGUGGUGGUGAACAUAAUAAUAUUGGGAUGCCAUUGCCAUUAAUGGGGCACCAGCUGAAAUCAACUGUCUCUGUUGAUUCAACCAAAGAGUAUGAGUUGUUGAAUGAGGUGGAGAAGAGCAGGCUAUUCUGGGAAACUUGCUUGGCAUCAUAAGACUGGCUGGCUCCAUCUUUUUUUCCUGAGUCAUCAAUUUUCAGGUUGUUUCUCUUUUUCUUCAAGAGGUGGGGGAAAAAAUUAAGCCUGUAUUUUUUUUUUUAAAAAGGCAGGUUGGGAAAUUAGAAGGGGUUUGUGUUAAACAGUUCUGUAUUUUAAGUGAUAUAUAGAAACUGUAUAUAACAGAUUCAGAUAUGAUCAUAUCA
Prunus mume (Japanese apricot) is the source of this 815-nucleotide messenger RNA. Its product is annotated as myelin transcription factor-like protein. Lineage: Eukaryota; Viridiplantae; Streptophyta; Magnoliopsida; Rosales; Rosaceae. The record is from RefSeq and is a predicted model, not a curated record.